Molecule: messenger RNA, 1358 nt
Organism: Sitodiplosis mosellana (orange wheat blossom midge)
Lineage: Eukaryota; Metazoa; Arthropoda; Insecta; Diptera; Cecidomyiidae
Gene: Ppt1
Product: palmitoyl-protein thioesterase 1
Exons: 8
Coding region: 132-1046 (304 amino acids)
Biological process (GO): protein depalmitoylation; receptor-mediated endocytosis
Cellular component (GO): lysosome
Molecular function (GO): palmitoyl-(protein) hydrolase activity
Source: RefSeq, a predicted model, not a curated record
UGUAUUGUAUGCGGGUAAUUGAAUCAGUUGACAUAAGCGUUAAAUCAUUUGUUUGGUGGACACUCAAUUGAAUAACACUUGUUUGUGUCACUGCGUUUUGAAGUAUAGUGAUAAAAAAUUGAAGCAAUAAAAUGUUCAAAGUUCUUCUUUGUUUCCUCGCACUUUCGAGUAUUGAUUACGGUUACGGUUUAGCUGAGUUUGGAGCAAAUGAAUCACUUCCAGUUGUAAUGUGGCACGGAAUGGGAGAUACAUGUUGUUUUUCGUUCAGCUUGGGGUCAUUUCGUACAUUCUUAAUUGAUAUUCUCGGAUCGAAUACGUAUGUCAAGUCUAUUAGAAUCGGUAACAAUGUUGUUGAAGACUACGAAAGCGGAUACUUUGUGCAUCCAAACAAACAGAUUGACGACGCUUGCCAUCAAAUUGCAUCAGAUCCAAAGCUAAAAAACGGUUACAACGCAAUCGGAUUCUCCCAAGGAUCGCAAUUCCUGCGAGCUGUUGCACAAAGAUGCCCCGAGCCCCGUAUCAAUAACCUAAUAUCGCUAGGUGGACAACAUCAAGGUGUUUUUGGUCUUCCGAACUGCCCUUCCUUGAGUUCGAAAACAUGUGACAAAUUCCGAAAGAUGUUAAACUAUGCGGCAUAUACAAGCUGGUUGCAGAGCUAUCUAGUGCAAGCGACUUAUUGGCAUAAUCCAUUGAAAGAGGAAAUCUAUCGGAAGUCUAGCACGUUUUUAGCCGAUAUUAAUAAUGAGCUCACAAUCAAUCAGACUUAUGUUGAAAAUUUGAAGAAGCUAAACAAGUUUGUUCUGGUGAAAUUUUCGAAUGAUACAAUUGUUCAACCAAUUGACACAGAAUGGUUCCAGUUUUAUACACCCAAUCAGGAUAAAGUAAUUCAACCGUUUGCCGAAAGUAAUGCUGUUAAAAAUUUGGGACUUAACGACUUAGUUGCAUCGAACAAAAUUGUAUUUUUGGAAACGGUCGGAAAUCACUUGAAGUUCACCACCAAAUGGUUCAAAGCAAAUAUACUACCAUAUCUCAACGGUGAUAUUUAAGACAUCGUCGAGGCGAAACAAAUGAAGCCAAAUAUGUUGUAAAUUCUCUUAUAUAUCGAUAUUGAACUGUGCCAUUUGAAGCUUCACUAAACUGUUCACAACAUUGCAUUUUAAAAAGAAGAUUUUUUUACCUAAAAAAGGCAAUCAAGUAAGAAUGCUGUCAAUUAUAUUGGAGUUCCAUUUUGUGCAUUUAUUUUCUGUAGAAAAAUUAUAAUAAAUAAAACUGCACUCGAUAAUUCAUUUUUCUCGGUUUAAACUCAUAAAAUAUUGACACAAUCAAUUUUUUCGGACAAUAAAUGAGUCAUUUUUUUU